Ordospora pajunii is the source of this 504-nucleotide messenger RNA. Its product is annotated as Erv1/Alr protein. The coding region runs from base 1 to 504 and encodes 167 amino acids. Gene Ontology annotation, cellular component: mitochondrion. NCBI's taxonomy places the organism in Eukaryota, Fungi, Microsporidia, Ordosporidae. Gene Ontology annotation, molecular function: flavin adenine dinucleotide binding; flavin-dependent sulfhydryl oxidase activity. The transcript has a single exon. The record is from RefSeq and is a predicted model, not a curated record.
AUGAACGGGAUGAUAAUGAAGAACGGUAAGGAGCAGGGAUAUGUAAAGAUACUGGCCAUACUUGUAGCUGCAUGGAUAAUGUAUUGCUGCUAUGUAUUGAUAACCAAGGGAGAGAAGGUGUCUUUGAAGCCAGACUACUCACCAAGCAAAUCGAGUAUUUCAGGUGUAAAAAAGAUGAGCAAGCAGGAACUGAAAGACAUGCUUGGCAGAUCCACAUGGACGUUACUUCACGUUAUAGGCUCGAAGUAUCCGGCGUUUCCGACAUCACAGCAGAAGAAGGACACGCUAAGCUUUGUGCAUCUGCUUUCGUCUGUGUUUCCAUGUGAGGAAUGCAGGAAGCACUUUCAAGGUUUGUUGGCAAUGCAUCCGCCAAGGGUGGGUAGCAACGACGAGUUCAAGACAUGGUUGUGCGAAGCACACAACAUAGUGAACAAGCGGAUAGGCAAGCCAGAAGUUGAUUGCAAAACUGUAGAUGAUCUGUGGGAUUGUGGAUGUGAGGCGUGA